This is a messenger RNA of Centruroides sculpturatus (bark scorpion), 576 nucleotides long. Its product is annotated as inducible metalloproteinase inhibitor protein-like. The record is from RefSeq and is a predicted model, not a curated record. Bases 58 to 504 code for a protein of 148 amino acids. The transcript has 4 exons. NCBI's taxonomy places the organism in Eukaryota, Metazoa, Arthropoda, Arachnida, Scorpiones, Buthidae.
GUUUAUCGUAUUCUGUUUCAGCUUUUUGAAUUAAUUCGAUUCUUCUUAUAGAACACGAUGAAGCUAUUAAUUAAGUCGCAGUUGUUACUUAUAUUUUUCGUUUUUAUUGAAGGAAAACCUGCAAAUGUUUCAGUAUGUUCGGAUCCGAACGAGGAAUUUCGUUUGACAGGAUGCGAAAAGCAAUGUUCGGAAAAUAUUCCCGAACAUUGCAAUGGGCCUAGAUGUAUGUGUAAAUGGGACUUCGCGCGAAAAGGAAAAAAAUGUGUGGCAUUAAAAGAUUGCGUACGACAAUUUUGUACCGAUCCGAAUGCCAAAUUCAAUAGUGCUUCAGGAGGUGAACGAUUAUGUAUGUCUUACGGCGGUAUUGUUUACUUUGAUUCCUUCGUACCAAUACCCAGCUGCGAUUGCAAACCUGGAUACCUUCAUAACUGUUCUCUAUACAACAAAUGCAUUACUGAAAAAGAAUGCAAAAACAGAAUGGAGAAUCCAAUAAAGUGUUUCUAAGAAUGAACUACUGAACAACUUAUACUCUAUAUUGCAGUUAAUAAACAAAAUUGUCUUUAACAAUAUGUGUGG